Molecule: messenger RNA, 954 nt
Organism: Chrysochloris asiatica (Cape golden mole)
Lineage: Eukaryota; Metazoa; Chordata; Mammalia; Afrosoricida; Chrysochloridae
Product: histone-lysine N-methyltransferase PRDM9-like
Exons: 2
Coding region: 1-954 (317 amino acids)
Biological process (GO): regulation of transcription by RNA polymerase II
Cellular component (GO): nucleus
Molecular function (GO): RNA polymerase II cis-regulatory region sequence-specific DNA binding; DNA-binding transcription factor activity, RNA polymerase II-specific
Source: RefSeq, a predicted model, not a curated record
AUGACGCAGACAGACUCAUGCCCAGGCCAGAGAAUGAAUGCUGAGGACACAGGCAAAUUAUUCCCAGGGAAAGGAAUCCCAAGAAUUGCAAAAGUUACAUGUAGUGAGUGUGGGCAAGGCUUUAGUGCUAAGUCAAGCCUUAUCACACACCUGAGGACUCACACAGGGGAGAAGCCCUAUGUCUGCAGGGAAUGUGGGCGAGGCUUUAUUCAGAAGUCAGACCUCAUUAAACACCAGAGGACACACACAGGGGAGAAACCCUAUGACUGCAAAGAGUGUGGACGAGGCUUUAGCCGGAAACCAGGCCUCAUUAAACACCAGAGGACACACUCAGGGGAGAAGCCCUAUGUCUGCAGAGAGUGUGGAAGAGGCUUUAGCCGGAAACCAGCCCUCAUUAAACACCAGAGGACACACUCAGGGGAGAAGCCCUAUGUCUGCAGGGAGUGUGGACGAGGCUUUAGCCGGAAAUCAGCCCUCAUUAUACACCAGAGGACACACUCAGGAGACAAGCCCUAUGUCUGCAGGGAGUGUGGGCGAGCCUUUACUCGGAAGUCAUACCUCAUUACACACCAGAGGACACACUCAGGGGAGAAGCCCUAUGUCUGCAAGGAGUGCGGGAGAGGAUUUAUCCAGAAGUCAGUCCUCAGUAGACACCAGAGGACACACUCAGGGGAGAAGCCCUAUGUCUGCAGGCAGUGUGGACGAGGCUUUACUCGGAAUUCAUCCCUCAUUAUACACCAGAGGACACACUCAGGGGAGAAGCCCUAUGUCUGUAAGGAGUGCGGACAAGGCUUUAUUCAGAAGUUAUACCUCAUCAGACACCAGAGGACACACUCAGGGGAGAAGCCCUAUAUCUGCAGGGGUUCUGGACGAGACUUUGGUGAUAAGUCACACCUCAUUGGACACAGGAGAAGAAAAUACAGCGAACACACACCUCCAUCUCCCCAGCUUUGA